Aspergillus melleus is the source of this 1329-nucleotide messenger RNA. It is a transcript of the gene utr2, whose product is annotated as putative cell wall glucanase (Utr2). Lineage: Eukaryota; Fungi; Ascomycota; Eurotiomycetes; Eurotiales; Aspergillaceae. The coding region runs from base 1 to 1329 and encodes 442 amino acids. The record is from RefSeq and is a predicted model, not a curated record. Gene Ontology annotation, molecular function: glycosyltransferase activity; hydrolase activity, hydrolyzing O-glycosyl compounds. The transcript has 3 exons. Gene Ontology annotation, cellular component: fungal-type cell wall. Gene Ontology annotation, biological process: fungal-type cell wall organization; carbohydrate metabolic process.
AUGGUCCGCCUUGCUUCGUCUUUUCUGCUGGCCUCGCUGGCUGCCACGGCUUUUGCGGCCUCCGACCCGCCCAAGUGCAGCUCCGAUUCGCAUUGUCCCGAGGAAUAUCCUUGCUGCUCCCAAUAUGGCGAGUGCGGUACGGGCGCCUACUGUCUCGGAGGAUGCGAUCCGCUGACCUCCUACUCCCUCGACUCCUGCGUCCCUCAGCCCGUGUGCAAAAGCACCACCUACAAGUGGGACAACCUGGACUCGGCCGCCCUAAACACCAAGUACCUGGGUAAUGCGUCGGAGAGCGACUGGGUCUACAGCGGUUUCCCCAAGGUCAAGGACGGCAACCUGAUGCUCACCAUGCCCAAGGAGAGUGUCGGCAGUCUGUUCGCCAACAACCACUACAUCUGGUACGGCAAGAUCUCCGGCAAGAUCAAGAGUAGCCGUGGGGCCGGUGUUGUGACCGCUUUCAUCCUGCUCUCCGACACCAAGGAUGAGAUCGAUUUCGAAUUCGUCGGCAGCGACCUGAACAAGGUCCAGACCAACUACUACUUCCAGGGAAUUCUGGACUAUAACCAGGGCACCAAGGAAACGGUGGAUUCGAGCACUUUCGACGACUGGCACGAGUACGAGAUCGACUGGAAGCCCGAGGCCAUCACCUGGUCUGUCGACGGCAAGGUGAAGCGCACUCUGACGCGUGAAUCGACCUGGAACGAGACCGGCAACCGCUACGAGUUCCCCCAGACCCCCUCGAGAAUGCAACUGUCUCUGUGGCCCGCCGGCCAGGCGAGCAACGCCGAGGGAACCAUCGAGUGGGCCGGUGGUGAGAUCGACUGGGACAGCGAGGACAUCAAGGACAAGGGCUACUACUAUGCCCAGUACAACGACAUCACCGUGGAAUGCUACGACCCUCCCAAGGACACCGACAAGAGCGGCAACAAGUCCUACGUUCUGACGAACAAGGACGGUCUCGACAGUUCGAUCAAGAUCACCAACAACGACACCGUGCUCGCUUCCUUCGGCGCUACCGGACUCGACCCGGAUGUCAAGCCCAGCAAGUCUGGAUCGUCCACCAGCAGCUCGGCUACCGGCAACACGGUCCCUGAGAACCGGGGUGGCUCCGGAAACGAGCCGGGCAACUCGAACAGCACGUCCACUGACAGCGGCAGCGACAGCAGCAGCAGCGGUAGCUCCGACAGCUCGAGCGGCUCUGGAUUCAGCCAGGGUGGUGAUGACGACAGCAGCAGCGACUCGAACGGCGCAUUCUCGCCGAACGAGCGUGUUCUGCGCAGCUCGUUGUUUGCUGUUCUGGUGGCCGUUGUGGUGCUGGUUACUCUGUGA